ACAGCACACGCACACAUUGAUCUUUCUCUGGCGUGUUUCGUUUCGAUCAUUAAACUGAUCAGCUGAUCAGUUGUCUUCUUUUCUUCUGUAUCUGGAAGCUUGAUCAAUCAACCAUCGCUGACGUCAUUCCAUAUCCUUCUUCUGCGGGAAGUCGCUGAAGGGGAAAAAAAACUGCUGAUCAGCCAAUCUGCUGCCCGACUGUGUCUCUGCGGGUUUUGUUUUCCUGCAUUCCUCUCUCCUGCUCCUCGUUUCACCUCCUCCUCCUCCUCCUCUGCUCCUCCUCUCUCCUCCGCUCCGCAGCAGCGAUGCUCCCUCCGGGCCUGGCCGGCCGCAGCUUCAUGUCCGCGGGUUGGAAGUAGAUCGGCAGGUCGUUGCAGGUCGCGUCUUUCAGUCAUGGUGCAGAAAUCCCGGAACGGAGGGGUGUUCCCCGGAGCACAGGCCGACCAGAAGAAGCUAAAGGUCGGCUUUGUGGGUUUGGAGGCUGGGGGAACCGAGUCCAGCAGGGACGGGGUUCUGCUCAUAGCAGGUGGAGAGGAGGGGCCUCGGCGGCAGCGCACCAGCGUCUCAGGUGUGAAGAAACCUCCAAAGAGAAACGCCUUCUACAGACGACUGCAGAACUUCCUGUACAACGCGCUGGAGAGACCCCGAGGAUGGGCCUUCAUCUACCACGCAUACGUGUUCCUGCUGGUCUUCUCCUGCCUGGUUCUGUCUGUGUUCUCCACCAUCAAAGAGUACGAGAAGAGUUCAGAGGACGCUCUCUACACUCUGGAAGUGGUCACCAUCGUGGUGUUCGGGGUGGAGUACAUGGUGAGGAUCUGGGCUGCAGGUUGUUGUUGUCGAUACAGAGGAUGGAGAGGACGACUCAAGUUCGCCAGAAAACCUUUCUGUGUCAUCGACAUCAUGGUGUUGAUAGCCUCGAUCUCCGUCUUGGCUGCGGGGACUCAGGGGAACGUCUUCGCCACCUCGGCCAUCAGGUCGCUCCGUUUCCUUCAGAUCCUGAGAAUGAUCCGGAUGGACCGCCGGGGGGGAACCUGGAAACUGCUGGGAUCAGUCGUGUACGCCCACAGCAAGGAGCUGAUCACUGCGUGGUAUAUCGGCUUCCUGUGUCUCAUUCUCGCCAGUUUCCUCGUUUAUUUGGCGGAAAAAGAAGACAACGAACAGUUUGAGACGUACGCAGACGCCCUCUGGUGGGGACUGAUCACCUUGACAACCAUAGGUUACGGAGACAAGUUCCCGAUCACCUGGAACGGACGCCUGCUGGCGGCGACCUUCACUCUGAUCGGAGUUUCAUUCUUCGCUCUGCCAGCUGGGAUCCUCGGCUCGGGCUUUGCUCUGAAGGUUCAGGAGCAGCACAGACAGAAACACUUUGAGAAAAGAAGAAACCCAGCAGCCGGACUCAUACAGGCGGCGUGGAGAGUUUACGCCACAAACCUGAGCCGGACUGAUUUGAAUUCAACCUGGGAUUAUUACGAGAGGACCGUCUCUGUCCCCAUGUACAGGUUAAUUCCACCUCUCAAUCAGUUGGAUCUGUUGAGGAACCUCAAGAACAAAUCUGGACUUUCAUUCAGGAAGGACGCCCAGCCUGAACCGUCCCCCAGCAGCCAGAAGGUCAGUCUGAAGGAGAGGGUCUUCUCAUCUCCUCGGAGUUCUGGGACCAAAGGGAAGGGCUCUCCUCAGCAUGCCGCCCCCAGUGUUGCUCCAUCCGUGGGUCCUAGUCCUAGUGUGGGUUCUGGAGGACCAGGGAGCAUGGGGGGAGUUCAGUCCAUGCGGCGGUCCCCCAGCAUGGAGCCAAGUCUUGAGGACAGUCCCAGCAAGGUUCCAAAGAGUUGGAGCUUUGGAGAACGUAGCAGAACCAGACAGGCCUUCAGGAUCCGAGGAGCCGCUUCACGACAAAACUCUGAAGUGCUGAUAGAGAUGCAGGAUGAAGAGUUCAGACAGAAGGGCUCCCCAGAUGCCAGCAUUCCUGGUGAAGACCUGGUGGACGACAACAAGAGCUGCCACUGUGAGUUCGUCCCUCAGGAUCUGACUCCCGGGCUCAAAGUGACCAUCAGAGCCAUCUGCAUCAUGCGCUUCAUGGUGUCUAAGAGGAAGUUUAAAGAGAGUCUUCGUCCCUAUGAUGUCAUGGACGUGAUCGAGCAGUAUUCAGCAGGACACUUGGACAUGCUGGCCCGCAUCAAGAACCUCCAGUCAAGGGUGGAUCAGAUAGUCGGCAGAGGAACGCCUAUUGCAGACAAAGACCGUCCCAAAGCAGCCAAUGAGGAGCUUCCUGAGGACCCGAGCAUGAUGGGACGGCUGGGGAAGGUGGAGAAGCAGGUCUUGUCCAUGGAGAGGAAGUUGGACUUCCUUGUCAACAUCUACAUCCAGCGAAUGGGAAUCCCCCAGGCUGAGACCGACGCCUACUUUGGAUCCAAGGAGCCAGACCCGGCCCCACCUUACCACAGUCCAGUGGAUCAUAUGGAGAAGAGCCAGUCCAUCUCCAGGAACAUGCAGGCAUUACCAGGGGAACAAGAGAAGAGUCGUACCGGGACGAGGAUGGUCCGCUCCAGCAGCUCUACUGGACACAGGAACUACACCACCCCCACCUGCCCGCCCUCCACCUCCUGGCAGCCAAUCAGCUCCCAGCUCUGCCAGCAGGCCCCGCAUCCUCCCCAGCAUUGUCAUGGUAACACUCCGAGUCCUGUGGGCGAUGGGUCUCUGGUACGACUCCCACCUCCUCCGGCCGGAGAGAGGCACAGCGGGAACCGCUCGAACCGGCACAGCACGGGAGAGCGAGGAGGAGCGGAGAGGGGGGGCGAGGGAGGGGAGGAGGGGAAACCGGACAGUGAGAACUCCAUCUCCAUCCCGUCCGUAGACCACGAGGAGCUCCAGCGGUCCUUCAGUGGAUUCUCCAUCUCUCAGUCCAGAGAGAACAUGGACUUUCUCAACAACGGCUUCUACUCUGCCAACGCGGGAGACAACAGAGGAGGAGGGGGCGGCGCCCGCUGUGCCACCGUCCGGCCCUACAUCGCACAGGGGGAGUCGGACUCCGACUCAGAGCUCUGUGCUCCCUCGCCCCACACAGACCGGGCCUGGACUGGAACCCAGUAGAGAGGAAUCCAGAACAGAACCAGCAAAACAAUUCAAAGGAAAAUAAAACUGUGAUUAAAAACGAGGAGGGAAACUGAUGGAGUCAAAGAUUUAAACACCAGCUGGAGACUGAAGCAUCAUGAGGACUGAGAGAGGCUCAAAGCAUCGGGUGGAGGUCAUGCUGAUUUCAUUCAUGUGAAUGUUUUAACCUGUACAGCAAACGUUUGUUCUCACUGUCACUGAAUCGUUCACACCUGACUGCGUCUGGCUACACACCAGAAGAUCCUCAAAUCUUUUUAAAAAUGGGACAUGAGGAUAGAUCCAACCGAUGUUUAACCUUACAAUCCUCUGAACGCACACACCUGCUCAUGUUAGUGAGCUGUUAAAGAACGCAGCAUCUCGCUCCGCUCGCUCUCAUUGGUUAUUCAAUGAGAGGCAACAUGAUCAGGAAUCAUAAAUACCAUGUUUGAUUUUUAUGAUUCCAGAUCUGGAGCAGUAAAACGUCACACUCUGCACAUGAGGAUUAUUUGGACAAAUUAUCGGUUGCGACAAGCCAAGAAUCGGGCCGCUCCUCCACAAACAUCGAGAGGGACAAACCGGGCCGAACAUCGUCCAGUGUGCAGCCAGAGGACAUCCUUACGCCUAAUUUGAUGAUUGUUUCGAUGGUUAAGACACGUAUACUGUAUCUGCAUCACAGCGACCUGUUAACAGUCAUUCACAACACAAAGCAUCAUGGGAACAGCGUGUACGACAUCGCAAUGCAAACGUUGUGUUUCUGUCCUGAGCUUUCAGCUGAAACCUGGACUUCUCUGAAGGUGUCUAACUGGACCUGAGGUGUUUGAACACGAUGCUGAAUGUUUUCAGUGUUUAAUGCAAAAACAUCCGACAUGACUUUACCGCCAUCUUGGACUUUUCUUGCUCUUAUAUUUAACUAAAACAGGAUCUAUUUUUACUCCUAAUAUAUCGUAGUGUUAGACGUUUUGGGCUUUUCGGCUGCUGAUCUUACAAACCUAAUCGUAUUUUUAAACAGAUCGAUCUUUCAGGAUGAGGAACUACACAUGUUGUCUCAGGUAAAACCUCCCAAACACUUCAAACUAAAGCUGCUAACGUUAGCUUAAACUCUGAUAGCACCGAGGACUGGCGCCAGAAGUUUCAGUUUGAAUCCUGAUCAAGUAUUAUAUCUGAGUGACCUUUGACCCUGCAGAGCCAUGUAG
Molecule: messenger RNA, 4280 nt
Organism: Labrus mixtus (cuckoo wrasse)
Lineage: Eukaryota; Metazoa; Chordata; Actinopteri; Labriformes; Labridae
Gene: kcnq2b
Product: potassium voltage-gated channel subfamily KQT member 2
Exons: 19
Coding region: 394-3087 (897 amino acids)
Biological process (GO): transmembrane transport; potassium ion transport
Cellular component (GO): membrane
Molecular function (GO): voltage-gated potassium channel activity
Source: RefSeq, a predicted model, not a curated record